This is a messenger RNA of Seminavis robusta, 1995 nucleotides long. Lineage: Eukaryota; Bacillariophyta; Bacillariophyceae; Naviculales; Naviculaceae. The record is from the annotation of a GenBank genome assembly.
GUAGACAGUAGCCUUUACUCCAUAGUUACCUCAACUUCGUUCUGAAGAUUUCUUCCACCAUGCCAUGUCUUCGGCCAAUGAAGAUGCAACAUCGCCUCUCAAAAAGCUGCUCACAAUUUACAGCGGCCACGUCUUACUUCGAAAUCAUUUGAUUUGAUUUGGAGGUUGUGGUGGUGUAAGAGCUGGUGGAAUAAUAAUAACGUGUGUGGUCUCUUGGGUAUCGUAUUGCCUUUUUUAAGCGAGGAGAGGAGGUGUUCAUUCAUUCAUUGGCAGUAAGCGCGCCACCUACUUGACAGCCUUGUUCGUUGAAGCAUAAAGCCACGAGAACGGAACGCACUUACUUGACCAGCCUGGUACUAUUGGCUGCUCCGUUAUUGUUCUUGUUGGCAUUCAAUCAAGCAUCCUUUGAAAUUGAACUGACUGAUACAUCAGCCAUUUUAGCAGUAGCGUCAAGUUGAUCAGGGUCUCUUUGACUGGAAUCAGCAUCUCCCUCCUUUCCAUUGCGAAGCCUACAAGAGUCUGAGAUCUCAUCUAUCCUACACAAGCUAACCAAAGACAGCAACAACAGAUAGAUCAUCAUCACCAUGUGCAAUUACGACCGCCUUCCCCGCGUUCCUUCUACCGCCGACUUGAAUGACGUCAGGCCCGAAGACAACGAGUUGUGGACCAAGGAUCAUGGUGCUACUACACAAAAGCUCUUGGCGUGUCCGUACAAUGGCGGCGCCAUGUCGGUCACAUUGGUAGCAUCGGCUCUCUUGACAUCCUGUAUCGUUACCUUGUUUUCUCUCUACUUUCCCUUUUGGUUGGCUCCUCAGGCUGCCAAAAAGACGUACAAUUUGGCGUUCUAUCAGUACAAUCAAGACGCACUCCAUCAUUUCGACACGACGGCAUGGACGUACGGAACCGACUAUGGACUCGCCACGGUCAUGGUCUACUUUAGCUAUAAACUCUACCGACAAAUUCAGAGGCAACAACCGUCCACGGCACCCUCUCGCUUUUGUCAACACAGUUGGGGACUGCUUUUGGGAUAUGCGGCUAGUACGACCGCCGGUGCGGUCGCGCAUCAGUACUAUGCCACACGCCAGGAUCGCAAUACGUGGCAUUUUCGACUCUUGUGGACGAUUUGUGUCGGUACUGUCACGUACGCCAGUGCGCCCAUGGGCUCUAUCGCGAGUGAAAUGGCACGGCAGUUUCAGCCCCACAUGACCACGUCGACGCUGUUGACACGCUACGUUAUUCCCGAAACGUUUUGGAAAGUCUUUGGCAUUGUCACCACGGCCGUUUGUGCGUUUGGAUGGUUCUCCUAUCAACGACCCGCCUGUGAUAUCUUUAUUGCCGGAAUUACCCAAUUCCCAUCCAGUUUUUACGUCAUUGCCGCCAUUUUCCAGAUUGGACGAGAUCCUGCCGUCGCGGCAUUUGUCACGCCCACUAUGCAAUGGAUGGGCAUGCUGGCAUUUAUUGGCAAUGCUCCCCUCUUGCCACUGUAUCCGCUCUUGGUACAGUACACCGAUUGGAGUUUGGCCAAUGUCAAUACGUUUUUGCAUACGUGGUUGUUUGUUACCUGGAGUAUGCAGGCCAUGACGGUCAUCAAUAUGGAAAAGGCCAUGGCGGAUCUACAGCAUCGUCCACCCAUGGCGGUACCACAGAAAAUCAAGGACGCUUGACUGCUGCUGCCAACAACAACGGUGCUCGAGCAGAUGAUGAUGACGAGAUGAAAAUGAGCUUCUGUUCUGAUCUGAUCGAGCUGAACAAGCCAUUGACUUUCUGCUUUCUUUGUGACAAUCAGUUUUGUUCAUUAGUAUCCCUGCAUGUUAACAAGGAAACCCAUUCACACACGCACCUACCUUUUUGUUGUUGUGGAGCUUGCUGUAUGCUACUUAAUAAACUACUUUGCGGACCACCACCACCAAAAUCACCCAAUACUCAUCCUCUCCAACCCAAAAUAAAAAAUACAUACAUAGGAAUAGCUAAGCUAAUUACUUGUCUUUUUGCAUG